Linum tenue is the source of this 939-nucleotide messenger RNA. Lineage: Eukaryota; Viridiplantae; Streptophyta; Magnoliopsida; Malpighiales; Linaceae. The record is from the annotation of a GenBank genome assembly.
AUGGAGUUCCUUGAUGAAGAUGCUAGGCCGAGGUUCGUUUUCCAAUCUCGUACCGUUGCUGCAUCUUCACCAGCUGAUCCAGAGACCCCACAAAAGAAAUCCCUCAACAAGCCAUUCCUCGCCGUAACCAUCUCCAUCUCUUCCCUUUUGUUGGCUCUCUCAAUCUUCUUUGUCCAAAACGAACCCUUCAAGUCACUCCUCUUCUGGGUAUCCACCUCCCUCUUGAUCGGCCCGCUCGCUCCAUCCCACAUUACAGGCGGCGACAUUCGUGUCGGUCAGGGUCCGAUUCUGGAGCCACUCAAUCCAGAACCCGAAGUCGUGACGGAGAAGCGGGCGCCGAAAAGGAGGGCGAAGCCAGUUAGAUCUGAAGACACGAUCGUGAAUCAAAUCCCGGCGAUGGGCUUAGGUCAACCAAAUGGGUCGUCGAGUCAGAAAGACAGGUUGGAAUCGGCGCCGAAUGAAGAAGAGAAAGACUGGAGCGAGGAGGAUUUCUUGAUCCUGAAGAAGCAAAUGGCGAAGAAUCCAGUGGGCAAGCCGAGGAGAUGGGAGGUCAUCGCCGAGGCGUUCAACGGGAGGCACAGAGUGGAGAGCGUGAUUAAGGCGGCGAAGGAAAUGGGUGAGAAGAAAUCGGAUGACAGCGAUUCAUACGCCAAGUUCUUGAAGAACAGGAAGCCAGUGGACGCCAGAGUCGAAGCUGCUGAGAUGGACGAAGGUGGAGCUGACAACGACGGCGGUGGAGGGAUGGCGGCCGUCACAUGGAGUUCUGGCGAGGAUAUUGCGUUGCUGAAUGCACUAAAAGCGUUUCCCAAAGAUGUAGCGAUGAGAUGGGAUAAGGUAGCUGCGGCAGUUCCUGGGAAGUCGAAGGCGGCUUGUGUGAAGAGAGUGAGUGAUUUGAAGAAAGGUUUCCGGAGCUCAAAAGCUGGUGGUGGUGCUAACUAG